This is a messenger RNA of Anisakis simplex (herring worm), 411 nucleotides long. Lineage: Eukaryota; Metazoa; Nematoda; Chromadorea; Rhabditida; Anisakidae. The record is from the annotation of a GenBank genome assembly.
AUGACGAAGAAACAGAGGGAAGGUCGAUCAGAUCCUGUGGGACACGGAAUUGAGAGUACAAAUCUGGAAUUAAUGGCGCUACUACCGAAGAAUAUGCACGUCUUGGCGGUGGAAUGGUACCAUCCAAAUCCGACGGGUCUAGUUGAUGAUUCAGAUGCGAUAGGUGUGGGUUCUGAGAAUGCGUUUGGUCGGGAUCAUGAUGAAAGAGUUGUACCACCAGAACUACUACUUGAAAUACUGGAAGAUUGGGUAGCGACAGAUUGGGUUCUGGUUGUUGCGGUUGGAGUUGAAGUUGCUGAUAAUUGGACAGUGGGAAUGGGAUGGCUCUUGGAUGGCACUGAUGAGGAUGAAGACGGUGUUGUCCUUGUGGUAUUCAAUAAGCCGUAUGUGGGAUCAUUAGAUAGAAGUUGA